AUGCCUCCUCCCAUCCUCCUCUGCUUCCUCCUCCUCCUCACCGCCGCCCCCGCCUCCGCCACGCCGGAGCGGGACGCGUACACGCUGUCGAGGCUGAAGGCGUCCCUCGUCCCGUCCACCUCCACCAACUCCACCUCCGCCGCCGCCGCGCUGUCCGACUGGGACCCGGCCGCGACCCCGCCGGCGCACUGCGCCUUCACGGGCGUGACCUGCGACGCCGCCACGUCGCGCGUCGUCGCGAUCAACCUCACGGCCGUGCCGCUCCACAGCGGCGCGCUCCCGCCCGAGGUCGCGCUGCUCGACGCGCUCGCCAGCCUCACCGUCGCCGCCUGCUCCCUCCACGGCCGCGUCCCGCCGGCGCUCGCGUCCAUGCCCGCGCUCCGCCACCUCAACCUCUCCAACAACAACCUCAGCGGCCCCUUCCCGUCUCCGCCCUCCGCCUCGACCUCCCUACCGUACUUCCCGGCGCUUGAGCUCGUCGACGUCUACAACAACAACCUGUCCGGCCCGCUCCCGCCGCUGGGCGCGCCGCACGCGCGCACCCUCCGCUACCUCCACCUCGGCGGGAACUACUUCAACGGCGCCAUCCCGGACACCUUCGGCGACCUCGCCGCGCUCGAGUACCUGGGGCUCAACGGCAACGCGCUGUCGGGCCGGGUCCCACCGUCGCUGUCCCGCCUCACCCGCCUCCGGGAGAUGUACGUCGGCCACUACAACCAGUACAGCGGUGGGGUGCCACCGGAGUUCAGCGCGCUCCAGUCGCUCGUCCGCCUCGACAUGAGCAGCUGCACGCUCAGGGGGCCCAUCCCGCCGGAGCUCGCGCGCCUGUCCCGCCUCGACACGCUCUUCCUCGCCAUGAACCAGCUCACGGGGGUGAUACCGCCGGAGCUCGGCGCGCUCAACAGCCUCCAGUCGCUCGACCUCUCCAUCAACGACCUGAGCGGCGAGAUACCCGCCAGCUUCGCCGGCCUCACUAACCUCACGCUGUUCAACCUCUUCCGUAACCACCUCCACGGCGAGAUACCGGACUUCGUCGGCGAGUUCCCGUUCCUCGAGGUGCUGCAGGUGUGGGACAACAACCUCACCGGCAGCCUCCCGCCCGCGCUCGGCAGGAACGGACGACUCAAGACGUUGGACGUCACCGGGAACCACCUCACGGGAACCAUACCGCCGGACCUCUGCGCCGGACAGAACCUGCAGCUGCUCGUGCUCAUGGACAAUGCCUUCUUCGGCAGCAUUCCGGACUCGCUCGGCGACUGCAAGACGCUCACGCGCGUCCGCCUCGGCAAGAACUUGCUGACCGGCCCUGUCCCGCCCGGGCUCUUCGACCUUCCCCAAGCGAACAUGCUCGAGCUAACCGACAACAUGCUCACCGGCGAGCUGCCUGACGUGAUCGCCGGCGACAAGAUCGGCAUGCUCAUGCUGGGGAACAAUGGGAUUGGCGGCCGCAUCCCCGCCGCCAUCGGCAACCUCCCCGCGCUGCAGACGCUGUCCCUGGAGUCGAACAACUUGGGGCCCCUACCGCCGGAGAUCGGCAGGCUGCGGAACCUCACCAGGCUCAACGCCAGCGGCAACGCGCUCACGGGCGGCAUCCCGAGGGAGCUCAUGGGCUGCGGCUCCCUCGGCGCCAUCGACCUCAGCCGGAACGACCUCACCGGCGAGAUACCGGACACCGUUACGUCGCUCAAGAUCCUGUGCACGCUCAACGUGUCGAGGAACAGGUUAUCCGGCGAGCUGCCGCCGGCGAUGUCCAACAUGACGAGCCUCACGACGCUGGACGUGUCCUACAACCAGCUGUGGGGCCCCGUGCCGAUGCAGGGCCAGUUCCUGGUGUUCAACGAGAGCUCGUUCGUCGGCAACCCGGGGCUGUGCGGCGCGCCCUUCGCCGGCGGCCCGUGCUCGCCAUCGGCCGGCGGCGCGCGUUCGCCGUUCUCGCUGCGUCGGUGGAACACGAAAAAGCUGCUGGUAUGGCUGGUCGUGCUCCUCACCCUCCUGAUCCUGGCGGUCCUGGGCGCGCGGAAGGCGAGCGAGGCGUGGCACGACGUGGUGGAGUGCCUGAAGGAGGACAACAUCAUCGGCAAGGGCGGCGCCGGGAUCGUGUACCACGGCGUGACCCGCGGCGGCGCCGAGCUGGCCAUCAAGCGGCUCGUGGGGCGAGAGUACGCGUACACCCUGCGCGUGGACGAGAAGAGCGACGUGUACAGCUUCGGCGUGGUGCUGCUGGAGCUCAUCACGGGUCGCCGCCCCGUCGGCAGCUUCGGCGACGGCGUGGACAUCGUGCACUGGGUGCGCAAGGUGACCGCAGAGCUCCCGGACACAGCCGAGCCCGUCCUGGCGGUGGCCGACAGGCGCCUGGCGCCGGAGCCGGUGCCGCUGCUGGCGGACCUCUACAAGGUGGCCAUGGCGUGCGUGGAGGAGGCCAGCACGGCCCGGCCCACCAUGCGCGAGGUCGUCCACAUGCUCUCCACCUCCGCCGCGGCCCAGCCCGACAUCCUCCACGCCUUCUGA
Molecule: messenger RNA, 2508 nt
Organism: Miscanthus lutarioriparius
Lineage: Eukaryota; Viridiplantae; Streptophyta; Magnoliopsida; Poales; Poaceae
Source: the annotation of a GenBank genome assembly